CGGUUCGCAAGCUUUCAUCGUCCAGUAGACACCUCCUGUAGGAGAGUGUCAUCGCGGCUCUGCAUGAAAUUUAGACCUACCUUGAACCUCAUUCCUGUGUGGCAGUGUCUGCUAUUUUGUUAUUUUUGGAAAGGCCGAUUUCAGCUUUGUCGACGUGUCGUCGCGAUAAGCGCGAUGAUGUCUGUCCGCGAUGCCUUGAAGUGUGGCCUCCUUUUUCUCACCCCGAUCCUUGCGCACUCUCAUGUCUGCAUGAUAAAUUCUAUUGCAUAUUCUGUUUGCUGUUCAUUUUGAUAUUGCUUACAUUAGAACAUGCCGGAGGACGGGUCGGCAACAGAGGCAACUGAGCUGAAUACUAUUUCUCACGGCCCGAGGAAUGUUCUUCAGCCUGGUGGAUCGCCGGCCAUUCUUUCCAACAACGCGACUUCUCCGCCAGAGGGACUCGUAGAGCCCGUGUGUCCAAUCGGUACACAUUUGGGAAGAGACUCGAAUGGUUCUCAGUCGCUGUCGGACUGUGUAAGCAAUCAGGAAGCUUCUCUGCCAAGAAAUGAUUAUGAACAAGGUCCACCAUCGGGUGUAGCAACUUCUAUACCAAGGACUACCGGUGGUGACAAAGUAUCUUCGCUAAGUGGGGCUAGUAAUGCAAGCGAGGAGGAUAUAGAUGAUUCCGAACCCCAAGAAACGACAAUAUCGUCAUCAGCUUCGCGUACCCUUAUUACUGGCUCUGUCUAA
Molecule: messenger RNA, 729 nt
Organism: Mytilinidion resinicola
Lineage: Eukaryota; Fungi; Ascomycota; Dothideomycetes; Mytilinidiales; Mytilinidiaceae
Exons: 1
Coding region: 310-729 (139 amino acids)
Source: RefSeq, a predicted model, not a curated record